Molecule: messenger RNA, 891 nt
Organism: Cylindrotheca closterium
Lineage: Eukaryota; Bacillariophyta; Bacillariophyceae; Bacillariales; Bacillariaceae
Source: the annotation of a GenBank genome assembly
AUGAAGAUUACAUGCGCCAUCCUUCCAUUGGCCUUGGCUUGGAACCAAGCUUCUGCCUUUUCACCUUCCAAGGUGUCAUCGCGCCCCACCACGUUGCCAUUGCGCAUGGCCGAUGAAUUUGCGGACGAGAUUCCAGAAGGGGCUGUCCGAGCUACGAUUCCCAUUUCCGAAAUUGUCACACCAGCAGCAGAAGCAGAAGCAGAAGUAGCAAAGGAAGAAGAAACUCCUACUUCUUCUCCAGCAACAGCAUCAUCAGCAUCAGCAGCGGCAAAGGAAGAACCAGCUGGUGCCCUCGUGGCCAUUACCCAAGAGAAUAUCGAGUUUUCCGCAGGUGUCAUUGGCGCUGUUCUCGGCCUCGUGUUGGGAGGACCUUAUCUGGCUGCCAUUGCCGCUGCCGCGGCCAACUUUGCCUCCAAAUCCGAGGGCAAUGUCGUAGGUACAGUCUCCAAGUCGGGAAUUGAAGUGUACAAUUCCUUGUUGGGAUUGAAUGCCAAGUAUGAAGUUUCCGACAAGGCUGGCAAAUCCCUCAAUGACGCCGUCGCCAAGCUCAAGACGAGCGAGUCGGUCGAUCCUGAAACCUUUGAAAAGGUCGAAAAGGCCUUGUCCCAAACCAAGACCAAAAUCACCGAAGUCAAUGACGAAUACGACUUGGUCGGAGCUGGUUUGACCGCACUGGGAGUGGUCGGCGAUCUCAUUGAAAAGACGGUAAAAAAGGCUGGAGAAUUGAACGAACAAUACGAAUUGUCAUCCAAGGCCAAGGAUGCAUUGGAUGCCAGUAUUUCCAAGGCGGGUGUCUCGGAAAGUCUCGAACAAGCCACUUCCUUUUUGGAUGAAAAGAAGGAAGAAUUGAAUGACAAGUUGAAAGAAGUCGAAAGCACCAGUGAAAAGUAA